This is a messenger RNA of Orbicella faveolata, 1292 nucleotides long. Its product is annotated as ras-related and estrogen-regulated growth inhibitor-like. The record is from RefSeq and is a predicted model, not a curated record. Lineage: Eukaryota; Metazoa; Cnidaria; Anthozoa; Scleractinia; Merulinidae. Gene Ontology annotation, molecular function: GTP binding; GTPase activity.
UCGUUAAAAAUCGACGAAAUCAUAGAAGUGCGCGUUGUUAAGGUCUGUUGACGACUCGGAUAGAUUGCAUCUUGAUGUUGUACAAAUCGGUAGCAAAGAAUUUACUUCCCUUGCAACCUGUUUCAACACGAUUGUUAACAAAUACUGCAUUUCAACGAACCCCCGCAAUCAGGCCAGCCCUGGAGCAUAUUAAUAAUGACAAAGAUGUAUUAUUUCUAACAAUAAGCUUGUCAAAAAUGCUUUCAAUGUGUAGCUGCCGGGCAUGAAACAUAGCGUGAGCUUUUCAGAGGAAUGUGAGAGAUUGCUGACUACCAAAACAAGUAUCGAAAGUUACGUUCACUGUCAGAUAUGAAACAGAAAGACAAAUGAAUUCUCUGGUGCCUCCUGAAGCGAGAUUCUUGGCUCUUGGAAGCAAAGGUGUCGGCAAGUCAGCUUUAACUGUCCGUUUCCUGACGAAGAGGUUCAUUGGCGAGUAUCAAUCAAUAAUGCAACUGACAUACAGUCACAAAAUAAAGCUUGACGACGAGUAUCUUACAUUCGAACUGCGUGACGCAAUCGAAAAGAGUGAUACAUCGCAAGUCGACAAGGACAUCCGCUGGGCAGACGCAUUCCUUGUUGUAUAUUCCAUUACGGAUAAAAACAGCUUCAACAACGCUAUACAACUGGUUGAGACCAUUUACGACGGCAAAGGCACCGAUGAGUUGCAUGUUGCUCUUGUGGGAAACAAGACAGAUCUGGAGCACUUUAGAAAAGUGACCACAAAGGAGGGCCAGUCAGCUGCCGAGCAGCUUGGGUGCAUGUUCUUUGAAGUUUCUGCUGCUGAAAAUUAUGAUAAUGUCCAGGAAGCUCUAAACGUGGUUUUUCGCAAGGUCGCACUACACAAGAAAUACAUACGACAGGAGAAAGAAAAAAGAAAGAACACCCACCCACAAAUCGAGAAAAAGAAACAGAAAUUUGGCAAUUCUCUGUUUAACUGGAAAAAUGAGAAAAAGAGAAGUCCAAGACGUGCAGAAACGCUUUAAUUUUAUAGUUUACGUUCGUUCAUGCAGGAUGAGACGAAAAAUCCCUGUAUUUAAACAGAUAAGAAAACACUAUACCGAAGUUAUUUAACGCUUAGCGCAGUCUAAUAAUAGUAGGGUAGAAUAUUUCCUUCUUAUCCUCACGUAACUUUGACAUUAAGGCAAGAAUGUGCAAGAGAGUCUGUUUUAGGCAAAGAUUCGUUACUGCGCCUUUCAAUAACAUGCGGACUCUAAAAUUCAAAGCUCAACCGACAAAUGCGUUUUUCGCUACCG